UUGUUUUGGAAAAUUUGGAAUAUGAAAUCAAUGCUUUUUGAAUGGAAACGGUUAUUUCUUAUUGCAUUUUUUCACAAUGAGUUAAACGAGAGCUGUUAAACAAAGGCAAACGUGCAUUGUUUUCAAUAAGUGACUUAAAUAAACCAUUAAAAGAGGUAAUGUCGACCUUCUUCGUGGUCCAAGAAGGGCCUGUAAAUGCCCUGGCGUUGAAUAAAGAUUAUUCACAAGUUGCAAUCGGUGGAAGAAAUGUCUUCAAGGUGUAUGCUGUAGAAGAGGAUAAGUUUCGAGAAGUGUGCAAUGUAAGAGGAUCGAAACAUCUAAAUCAAGGUUUUUCUUACAAUGACGUUUCUUGGAGCCCUACUGAUGACCAUUACUUGGCUACAGCUGCUACGAAUGGACACGUUUCCGUUUGGAACCUCACCAAAAUGGGUAAAGCCAUGCAGGAACAAGACUACCAAGAUCACAAAAGAACAGUAAACAAAGUAAACUUUCACGCAUCUGAGCCCAACAAACUAAUAUCCGGCUCGCAAGACGGUACCUUGAGGUACUUCGACAUUCGUCUGAAAAGCGCUGUAGCGAUCUUCUACAGCAAUACAGAGAGCGUUCGCGACGUGCAAUUCUCUCCGCACAAUUCGUAUACUUUUGCUGCGGUCUCCGACAACGGUGGCGUUCAGCUAUGGGAUAUUCGAAAGAGCGAGAAAUGCUUGCAGCAAUUCACGGCCCACAGCGGGCCCGUGUUCGCCUGCGAUUGGCACCCUGAGGUCACGUGGCUCGCCACAGCCAGCCGAGACAGAACCAUUAAGGUGUGGGAUCUCACUGGUAAACCGACUUUAGAAAGGACGAUUCACACUAUAGGUUCGAUAGGUCAUGUGAAAUGGCGCCCCCAAAAGAAAUAUCACAUAUCGAGCUGCGCCAUUGUCAUAGAUUGCAGUAUAAACGUGUGGGACAUACGUAGACCGUACAUACCUUACGCUUCGUUCAACGAACACAGAGGAUUUCCGAGUAGUGUACAAUGGAAAGGCGAUCCCGAUGUGUUUCUGAGUUGUGGAAAGGAUUCUACGCUGUAUCAGCAUUCGUUUAACGAUGCUUCGAGACCGGCGGCCAAAGCCAAUCCUCAAGGAUCGUCGAUGAACAACAGAGGAGAAGUGUUAUUCGCUAAAAAAAAUUCACCGUUCCACAAUAUCGCUUCGUCGAGCUCUUCUUCGUUGACCAAAGCGACCGUUGGUCUUAUGAGGAAAAUAUCGACAACCCAACCUAUAGAUCAAUUUCACGAUGCUUCCAGCACCCUCCAUCAUAUAACCUACGUAAACGAAGCCGUCAACGAUGAAUCGCAAAACUUCAUAGCGCUGGCCAAAAACUACGUUCUACACGGAAGAAGUAUAUCGGAAUUGUGCGAGCACAAUUCGACUGUAGCGAGAGAAUUCGGUAAACCCCACAUCGCCGUGGUGUGGAAGAUCAUAAAGACCAUGUACGGGGAGGAAUUCAUGCAGAACUCCGUCAAUUCGAACAAUACGAGCAGAGACGAGCCCCAACACAAUAACAAAACCGCCAACGGUACGAUGGGAGUUCUACCGGUCGAAAACGUGAACAAUGUUAGAGACGCCGAGACUGAAACGAAUUGCAAGACUACUAACGAGGCCCAAACAGCUCAAUUUAGUGGAGGCGACGAAGAGACUGAAUUGGAGGACCAAGUUGAUAAUUCUCAAUCGUACAACGGCUUUCCGACGUACCUCAACAUCGGAACGGGCUUGCCGAAAGGAGAUUUUUCGUUUGGAGAAAACGAAUUAGACAUGGAAUUGGAUAGUAUAAAUUCCGGUGACUGCUAUUUUCUAGAUUUCCACACGGGCUACAGGGGCUUCGAUCACGUGAAUUCCGACGAUUCGGAGUACGUGCUGCCGAACGAGGCGUUUCCGGUGCGGCACGAGAUCAAGGACCGCUCGCCGCCGCCCGAGCAGUUCCCCAACCACCAUUCGCCCGAUUUGAGCGAGGAAUUGGAGAUGUUCCAGGUGGAGGAGAUCUCGCCGACGCCGAUUUGCGUGACGAAGAUCCCGAAGAAGAGCAUGUGGGAUCCGAGCAGCUUGGUGGUGGAGGCGCUCCGGCAUCACGCCAAUUUGGGCGACAUACAAACCACCGCGUGCAUAUUGAUCGUGUUGGGCGAUUGCAGGAGAUUCUUGACGCAGUUGGACGAGGCCACGCAGGAGCAUUGGGUGAUGGGCUACAUCGAAAUGCUCACCAGCUAUAGAUUGUGGAAUAUCGUUACGCAAGUGAUUAAACGUUCGUGGUUACCAUCGGUCUAUCAGCUCAAUCAACAGAGCACUCGAAUCAAUACGAAUUGCGGUAAUUGCACGAAGGCUCUGCAACGGGUGGGAUGGCUGUGCGACAAAUGUCAUUCCUCGAAGUACGGGGUGUGUUGCAUAUGCAAUCAGGUGGUCAAAGGGAUAUUCGCUUGGUGCCAGGGUUGUUCACACGGCGGUCACUUGGCGCAUAUUAGACAGUGGAUGGGUUCGCAUAAAGUGUGCCCGGCCGGUUGUGGACAUUUGUGCGAGUACGGAUGACAAUGAAUGUAAAAAUUUUGUUAGGAAAUGUUUGUUAGUUUCUUGCCAUUAUUUAGGGUUUGUUCAGAUAAAGUUCGCGGAGUUUGAUGACUCUUAAUGACAAUAGUUCAUAUCAUGUAUCGACUUUGUUUGGAACAAACGUAAUAUUUUAAUUGUUUUGUUUGUAAUGUCAGCUUUGCUGGAUUGGAGUAUGCCUGUUGUGGAAUGUAACAUGUUGUAGCAAGGAUUAUUAUUUUUAUUAAAGUAACGAAAGUUCCUGUAUUAAAAAAUUUACAGUUUUCAGUUCUUUUUUAUUAUAAAUUUUACCAAUUCCAGAAUUCCAUAAGAAAAUAUAAGAGACUUGUUAAAGUGAUCUGUUUUGACGGUGUUUAUAAAACAGUUGUAAAAUACUUAUUAUUGUUUGUUAAUUUGUUGUCACACGUUUAUGUUUCGAAAAUAAAAAC
Phyllotreta striolata is the source of this 2998-nucleotide messenger RNA. The record is from the annotation of a GenBank genome assembly. NCBI's taxonomy places the organism in Eukaryota, Metazoa, Arthropoda, Insecta, Coleoptera, Chrysomelidae.